This is a messenger RNA of Racocetra persica, 178 nucleotides long. Lineage: Eukaryota; Fungi; Glomeromycota; Glomeromycetes; Diversisporales; Gigasporaceae. The record is from the annotation of a GenBank genome assembly.
AGCGAUUUUGAAAGCAGUAGUGGUCUUUUCUAUGAAUCAGCCAAUAAUAUAUUAAAUGACAAAAAUAUGUGUAACAAACCAUCAAGAGAAGUAUCGCCUCAUUCUGAACCUGAACGUGAAUCUCCUGUUCGACACAGCUCAUCAAUAUCUCAAGAAGAAGUUGAUGAAUUGUUUGGAU